GGCUCGCCCCACUGGAGCGGCCGGCGCCGGGCGCCAUGGAGGGGCUGCGGCGCGGGCUGUGGCGCUGGAAGCGCUACCACAUCAAGGUGCACCUGGCCGACGAGGCGCUGCUGCUGCCGCUCACCGUGCGCCCGCGGGACACGCUCAGCGACCUGCGCGCGCAGCUGGUGGGCCAGGGCGUGGGCUCCUGGAAGCGCACCUUCUACUACAACGCGCGGCCGCUGCGCGACCACCAGACGGUGCGCGAGGCGCGCCUGCAGGACGGCGCGGUGCUGCUGCUGGUCAGCGACCCCAGGUAGUCUGGGCUGGAGGAGGCGGAGCCAUGCUGGAGGGGCCUCCAGGUGCUGCGUGAAGGAGCUGGCGGGCGCGGGCACCAGGGAGGCGCCUCCCCGCCUCCUGGGAGCCUGGGCCUUACUCCAGGUCCGGGCUCCCAGGUGCAGGAGACACCCAGGGCCUCGGGCUGCGGCUGCGCCUCGAACUCUUGAUGGAGCCCUGUCCCGGACCCUGACCUAGGACGUCUGUCCCUGACCAGCUCCACACCCCAGCCGUGGCCUUCCAUCUGUGCUGUGACCUGGAAGCCAGUCUCCUCCCUGUGGACAGCCAGAGGGGACCCCGUGACUGGCACCAGACUGCACCCACCCGAUCCCCCACCCAGCCCCACAGAAGAGGGGCCCCUCUUGCCUCGGACCAUGUGACGGCCACGCCUGCCCCUGCUGCCCCUGCCUGGCGCCCCGUCACCAGCCAGCCCAGUGCAGCCUCCUCCAGGAAGUCCCCUGGGACUGGCUCCUCCGCAGCCGCCAGCACCUGUCCCCUCUGUUCCCACAGGCCUCCUGCUGUGAACAUUCACCAAGUCUCACAUGCCAGAGGGGGACCUGGUGGCCCCAGCCUUGGGCUGGUUCUCGAACCCUGAACAUGCAUCUGUCCCCCUGUCGCUGGGCGGCCUCCCUGUCCCCCUGCGUGGACUCUGGCCUGGGCCGUGCAGCUGCCCCUGGCAGGGUCUCUCCCCACCCCGCGUGGGCCGCGGCUCUGGGCUCUGAGCCCCGGGUCGCGGGCGGAGGCAUCAGUGGCCACAGGGCCUGGGGCGGGCCGGGAGGGCUGCUCCCGCACUCCCGCCAGCCCCCAGCCGAGGAGGGACCCACUGCUCUUCUGCAGGCCGGGCUGGCCGCCGCGCUGGGACGAGGUCCCCGCCGUCCUGGGUGGUCUUCCCGUCCCCACCUGAUCCCUGGCUGCAGCCCAGCCCCGGCUCCUCCCGGAGACCUUCCCUGCGCUGGGCCAGCGAGGCCGCGGCGGCUGCCAAGGACGCAGGGCCCCGGCUCCUGCUCCCUGCCGCCGCCAGCCGCUGCACACCUGCAGCGAGGUGGCCGCCAGGCGCCUGGCCGGUUCACGGAUGGGCUUCAGCUUGCCCAGGGCACCGGCCUGGGACUCCCGCCCAGCCCCUGGAUCGGGCCCAGCCCAGGCAGGACGGCAGGGUCCCUGCUGCCAGGCGGGUGGGGGAGGGGCGUUUUCAGGGCGUUUGACAUUUAACAAACAGUAUGCAAAUCGCAUGCAAAUUGCAUGCAAAUCGCCACCCAUUUCUUAAGGCCCGACAGCGCUGGCGUGGUCUGAAAUAAUAAUGUCGGACCUGUCCCGGGUGAUGGCCUGGUGGGCUGCAGGCCUCCUGCCCGCUCCCUCCCUGCCCCUUCCUUUCUCUUCUCCAGGCCCUCCCCUCCCCCCCUGCUUCUCCCCCUCCCUCCCCUC
Marmota monax (woodchuck) is the source of this 1737-nucleotide messenger RNA. It is a transcript of the gene Tincr, whose product is annotated as TINCR ubiquitin domain containing. The coding region runs from base 36 to 299 and encodes 87 amino acids. Gene Ontology annotation, molecular function: protein binding. The transcript is spliced from 3 exons. The record is from RefSeq and is a predicted model, not a curated record. Lineage: Eukaryota; Metazoa; Chordata; Mammalia; Rodentia; Sciuridae.